Messenger RNA from Meloidogyne enterolobii, 566 nucleotides. The record is from the annotation of a GenBank genome assembly. NCBI's taxonomy places the organism in Eukaryota, Metazoa, Nematoda, Chromadorea, Rhabditida, Meloidogynidae.
AAUGUUCGGUAAUCGUGUUUUAAUUCCAAUUCGAUUUAUUCGUACAAGUGGGUAUCGCUGUAAGGAAGUUGAUCUUCUUACUGAGGCUUAUCUUAAGCAAAUCCGCGAUUUGGCUGCUAAACAAAAGGCUUCUGGCCCCGAUUUUUGGGAAAGUUCCGCAGAAUUCAAAAAAACUUUACAGGACCAACUUAACCGUCUGGCUACUAAAUAUCAAUUGCCAAAUGCUGAUGCUGUGACUAAAUUGGAUUUAAAAUUUGAAAAGCCGAAGCUUGAAAGUUCUGUGGCUGCAUUGUCUGAAGGAAAGCCUGCCGAGGCUUUAUUGGAGGAAUUGAAUAUGACAAAGAAACAAUAUGAUGAAGAACAGGCAGAGGAACGUCGAAAAGUAAAAGAAAUGACUGCUAAAUUGGGUCAACAAGAAGAAUUUAUGCCUUUUCCGAUGCCGCUUAAAGAAGAAGCUAAAAAGUUUGCUUGAUUUUAAAUAGAUAAAUAAAUGUGGGUAGACUUUUUUAGGAAAAUUAAUUGAAAAGAAUUUUUGGAUAUUUUUGUUUUGUGUUAAAAUUGAAGUA